UAGGAAAGAAUCAAAAGAACAUUAAGGAAUCUGACUGAUCCUUUAAAAGAAGGUUUAACACACUAAAUUUACAAUGAAGUUCCUUCCAUUCCUUUUCAUUGGAUUUGCUGGCUUAUGGGCUGUUAAUGCCAUGUCAGACGAGAAUAAGGAGAUGCUUAAAUCGUUCGCCGAAGACUGUAAAAAGACUGAAGGAGCUAGUGACGCUGAUGUGAAUAAAAUGGCUGAUGAGGAGUAUCCAGACUCAAAAGAAGGGAAGUGCUUAGUGGCAUGCAUGCAAGAACAAUUUGGAGUAGUCAAGGAUGGGAAAUAUCAGAAAGAAAAUGUACAGGCUCUUAUCGAAAUGGUUGCUGGAGACGAUGAGGCCAAAAAAGCUCAAGCAGAACCAAUGGCUGAAGCAUGCACAAAAGAAUCUGAUCCAGACAGAUGCGAAUUUGGUGUUAAAGUAGCUAAAUGCUUAGAAAAGGAAGGCAAAGAGCGCGGUUUCAAGUCAUAAACAAUAAUCAAAUAAAGCUGCUGCUGAUAAAAUCGGAACUGACGAUGGAAUUUCUAUAGUUGUAAAUAACACAAGCAUAAAAAAAGGGUUUAUUGUAGUUAAAUGACGUGAUUAAUUUUAGAUAACAAAAGCUUUUUGUUGGGUAUAAAUGAAC
Messenger RNA from Chironomus riparius, 647 nucleotides. Lineage: Eukaryota; Metazoa; Arthropoda; Insecta; Diptera; Chironomidae. The record is from the annotation of a GenBank genome assembly.